AUGGUUACGGCAGCAGAGAAAGAAAUUUUUGAAAGUUAUCCACAAUCUUGCAGACCAGAAGCUGGAUCUGGUACUCCAGGUAAUUUAGAUGAUGCUCAAAAGAAGGCCCUUGCAGAAUUGAGAUCAAUCUUAGAGAGUGCAGGAUACACCGAAAGAACUGAUGAUUCCACACUAUUGAGAUUCUUGAGAGCCAGAAAGUUUGAUGUGAAACUUGCCAAGGAAAUGUACGUCAACUGUGAAAACUGGAGGAAAGAAAAUGGUGUUGAUACUAUCUUGAAAGAUUUCAGGUACGACGAAAAGCCAUUAGUCGCUAAAUAUUAUCCUCAAUAUUACCACAAGACUGAUGUUGAUGGUCGUCCAGUCUAUUUUGAAGAAUUGGGUUCUGUCAAUUUGACUGAAAUGUACAAGAUUACGACACAAGAACGUAUGAUAAAGAAUUUGAUCUGGGAAUACGAAUCCUUCUGCAAAUAUAGAUUGCCUGCAUGCUCUAGAUACAGCGGAUAUUUGCAAGAGACUUCUUGUACCAUUAUGGACUUGAAGGGUAUUUCCAUUUCAAGUGCUUACCAAGUUUUAUCCUAUGUGAAGGAAGCUUCUAACAUUGGCCAAAACUACUAUCCUGAAAGAAUGGGUAAAUUCUAUUUAAUUAACGCACCAUUCGGUUUCUCAACAGCUUUCAAACUGUUCAAACCAUUUUUGGAUCCAGUUACUGUUUCAAAGAUUUUUAUCUUAAGUUCAUCUUACCAAAAGGAUCUGUUGAAACAAAUUCCUGCCGAAAAUCUACCUGAAAAAUUCGGUGGUAAAUCCAAGGUGUCUGAAUCUGAAGGUGGUCUAUACUUGUCCGAUGUCGGUCCAUGGAGAGAUCCAAAAUACAUCGGUCCCGAAGGUGAAGGCCCUAAGAUGUUUUCCAUGAAUUGA
Messenger RNA from Zygosaccharomyces rouxii, 915 nucleotides. Its product is annotated as phosphatidylinositol/phosphatidylcholine transfer protein SEC14. The transcript is spliced from 2 exons. The record is from RefSeq and is a predicted model, not a curated record. NCBI's taxonomy places the organism in Eukaryota, Fungi, Ascomycota, Saccharomycetes, Saccharomycetales, Saccharomycetaceae. The coding region runs from base 1 to 915 and encodes 304 amino acids.